ACUGCCACUUUUAUCCAUUCCAGGUGCUAUGAAGAAAGAAAAGUAUGUCAGAGAAAUGAGAAAAAUGGUAUUUCAGUUAUUUUUCCUCUCCUUUAGGGCAGAGCCUGACUGACGUUCAUUCAUUUCUCAACUACACAGAAUUCUCAAAAGCCUCUCACCUAGAAACCCAGAAGUGUCCAGACCAUUAGUUUUCCUCUAACAUUUGUUGCAAAAAAUGUCAACUGCUUUACAGAGUACUAAGAGGAUCAUGAAAGUACGAUAGUUAAUAGGGUAUGGAGCCAGUGACAGGCUAGGAUCAAGCAACCUUCUAAAAGAGGCAGCUCUAACUAAGGCAAUUACUAUUAUAAAUGGAAAAAGGAAUAAGAAAGUGUUUGUUAGCCAGUAGCAACACCAUUAAAGCAGCCAGUCACCCAGCAAAACCAUUCAGCCCACUAUGGCAGUUGUGUGGUAUCUCAAAAUAAACUGCAUGUGUUUGCUUUCAUUGCUUUCCAGCUGGACAUUCAUUAUUUCUCAAACUGUGCCCAGGCAGGGAAAGGUGAAAUCAAAAGGAAAGACUUGGGGGACUUCUGUGGGCUCCACAGCAAGGGAAGAAGAUCGUUUUAUUGAUUUUGUUCCAGACCAGACUGGGCCUCAGUUUUCAGAGGUAGUGCUGGAGGUGUGUCCAAUACAGGAGCAGAAUUGUUCCUCGAGAAGAAUGAUGACCAUAGAUCUGAAGGUGGCUGAGUACUUGAACCCUCAGAUCAGGACUCUGUGGGAGACCAAGGGACCUGUGACAGGGAGCUCCAGUCAGCAUAAGAAAUAUGCCCCCCAAACGGACAGUCCCAGUCCUGAGAGGUCUCACCAGCACUUCCGGAGCUUUCUCUAUCAUGAAGCAGCUGGACCCCGGGAGGCUGUUGACCAGCUUCUGGAAUUAUGCCGUCAGUGGUUGAGGCCAGAGAUUCAUUCAAAAGAGCAGAUCUUGGAACUUGUGGUGCUAGAGCAGUUCCUGUCCAUUCUGCCCAGGGACACCCAGACCUGCAUAAAGAAGCACCAUCUACAGAGCAUUGAGGAGGCUGUGGUCCUGGUAGAACACUUGCAGAGGGAAUCUGGUCAAACGAGGAAUGGGGUGAGAAGAAAGAUUCCUGUUGUAUACAGUGAAAUAGGGUGAUGGUGGAUGUAUUGGGGCAAUUAAUUGAGAAAUAAAGUGAAAUAGGUAACUUCUGUUGUCCCUUUAGGACAUGUAAAGCAGAAUGUGAAAGCACAGAUCCACAGCCAUAGUCAGUGCAUAUGAUUCAGAGAUCCUGAGAGAGGCUUCCCUGGCCUUAGGGAGAGAGUUGCUUUUUGCCCUCUUUGGAGCCAGGGUGUGUUGAGGGUAAUGAGUCUAGUCUGGCUUGGCGAAGGAGAU
This is a messenger RNA of Aethalodelphis obliquidens (Pacific white-sided dolphin), 1384 nucleotides long. RefSeq names its product zinc finger protein 75A (gene ZNF75A). The coding region runs from base 434 to 1147 and encodes 237 amino acids. Lineage: Eukaryota; Metazoa; Chordata; Mammalia; Artiodactyla; Delphinidae. The transcript has 2 exons. The record is from RefSeq and is a predicted model, not a curated record.